GUCACCAACUUCGUCGUCCCAAUUAAGAAAAGCUUGAAAAUCUUUUCUGUUACUCUUGCUAGCUAGUGAUCAAGUGUGUUCAGUAUUAUUCAGAGCUCAGGGAUGGGACAAAAUGGGCACACAGACCUUGAGAAGCACCUGCUGCUUCUCCAAGACCACGAGGAGAAGCACUUCAUGUCCAGUGAGAUUGUCCGUGACAUCAUUAUCGGUGUUUCCGAUGGUCUCACCGUCCCUUUCGCUCUUGCGGCAGGUUUGUCAGGCGCCGAGGUCCCGUCUUCCAUUAUACUCAUUGCCGGAAUAGCUGAAGUUGCUGCCGGGGCCAUCUCUAUGGGGCUUGGCGGGUAUCUUGCGGCAAAGAGUGAAGCUGAUCACUACUUGAGGGAACUAAAGAGAGAACAAGAAGAGAUCAUUGCUGUCCCUGAUAUAGAAGCUGCAGAGUGUGCCGAGAUAUUAGCACAGUACGGGGUGGAACCACAUGAAUAUGAACCUGUUAUUAAUGCUUUAAGGAGGAACCCUCAAGCAUGGCUUGAUUUUAUGAUGAAGUUUGAGCUGGGGCUGGAGAAACCAGAUCCGAUGAGAGCAUUGCAGAGUGCGCUAACAAUUGCCAUUUCAUACAUAGUCGGCGGAUCGGUCCCCCUCAUGCCAUACGUGAUCAUCCCAGUGGCUACAAAGGCUCUUUUUGCAUCUGUUGCUGUAACCUUAGUGGCGCUGGUGAUUUUUGGUCUAGCCAAGGGUUACUUCACCGGCAGUCAACCCUUAAAGAGUGCCUUCCAAACUGCCCUCAUUGGAGCAAUUGCAUCCGCAGCUGCUUAUUCCAUUGCCAAGCUUUUCCAGGCAUAGCUAGCUAGCGCACCACCGGCCAUCAUCAAAACAAACUGUUUCCUUCUUUUUCUUUUGUUUCUCUGUUUCUGUUUGCUUUUUUUCUUUUUCUUUUUUCUAAUUGGACGUGGUUUUUAUGCCCCUUAUAUAUGGAUUAUUUACUGGGGCAAAUCUAUCCAUCCGUUUCGAUCUCAUUGUAUAAUAUUAAAAUUAAUUGAUGCCCGCUAUUAUGAGAGUUCUGCA
Molecule: messenger RNA, 1062 nt
Organism: Alnus glutinosa
Lineage: Eukaryota; Viridiplantae; Streptophyta; Magnoliopsida; Fagales; Betulaceae
Product: vacuolar iron transporter 1-like
Exons: 4
Coding region: 103-840 (245 amino acids)
Biological process (GO): intracellular manganese ion homeostasis
Cellular component (GO): vacuolar membrane
Molecular function (GO): manganese ion transmembrane transporter activity; iron ion transmembrane transporter activity
Source: RefSeq, a predicted model, not a curated record